UCAUAUUGAGUUAUGGCCCCUUUUUAACAGACGUCACAACUGAUAUCACCAAACCAAAAAAUCUCUCUGAGAAUCCCUAAAUCCACUUGAAAAAAAUGGCAGAAACCGCCGAAACAAUCAACACCACCGUCUCACCGCCGCAUUCCGAAUCCGAGGGCUCCACCACAUUGCCCGCGACGACGCCAGAUCAGACAUCGGAUGAAACCUCAAAAGCCGCAGAUCUGAAGAAGGAAGAGUCCGUCGCAGAGACGAAGCCAGGAGGAGGCAACUCGCUCCGCAUUUGGCCUCCGACUCAGAAAACUCGCGACGCCGUCUUGAAGCGCCUGAUCGAGACGCUAUCCACGGAAUCCAUCCUCUCCAAGAGAUACGGCACGCUCAACUCCGACGAGGCUUCCGCCGUCGCCAAAUCCAUCGAGGAGGAAGCCUACGGCGUCGCGUCGAACGCUGUGUCUGACGACGACGAUGGGAUCAAGAUCCUUGAGGUUUACUCCAAGGAAAUUAGCAAGAGGAUGCUUGAGACGGUGAAGGAUCGAUCUGCAGCCGCCGCGAACAAGGAAGCGGUUGAGGAUGUGAAGACGGAAGCUACGAAAGACGAUGAAGCUCCUGAGUCGGAGAAGAGUGAGGCGUAACUCGUUCUUGAUCCUUACCUUAUCUAUAAUCUACCUAUUAGGGCUUCACUAGAUUCGUAUGAGUUUCUCAGAGUUUAUGACGACAGAUCUGUUCUUGUAAUGACUUUAUGCGUGGAUUUGUUGGUAUUUGCCUAUUUCGAAGAUGCUUCCUUCUUCCUAAUUCGUUGCUUGCUUUGGUUUGGCUUGUUAACGAUUAUGCAAUUAACAAUAAUAUCAUCUGCUUAGUACC
Messenger RNA from Brassica napus (rape), 858 nucleotides. Its product is annotated as WPP domain-containing protein 2-like. Gene Ontology annotation, biological process: mitotic cell cycle; lateral root development. The record is from RefSeq and is a predicted model, not a curated record. Lineage: Eukaryota; Viridiplantae; Streptophyta; Magnoliopsida; Brassicales; Brassicaceae. The transcript has a single exon. The coding region runs from base 96 to 629 and encodes 177 amino acids.